AGUACUAUUUUAUAAUCAGGCAAGCCAAGUUGAGUCGUGUUCUGUUCAGUUCUGUUCUGUUCUCCUCGCUCUCUCACACAGCCCAGUGUUCUGUGAUCUACGAUCUACGAACUGCGAACUGCGAACUGCGAUCUGCGGUCUGCGAUCAGUCGUGCCAUCGUCGCGUGCUCGACAACAGCAAACAAAUAGAUACUUACACUUGACUCGCGUUCUACUCAGUUACAUAGAUACAUACAUAUGUACUAUAUGAAUGUAUAUCUCGUGUGCCCACAAUCAACUGAAUACAUAUUCGAUUAACCGAAAGGGUUCAACACUUAUGCAUUUUUAUGCAAAUUUUGGUCAGGCUGCACUUAAUUUCAUGCACUAAGUUACGAUCAAAGCGUCGAAUUACUUGCUAGUUGGCAUAGUUGGGCCCAAGUCUAACUGAAACCCAUAUCUGGUAAAGCGACCCGUCCGUGUGUACGGGCCUAGGGUAAUAUCCACACACACAGAGUCACAAUGACGCGACCCAAGCAGGAUGCGAACAAAUUCAAAAGCUUUUUGCAGGAGAAUGUGCUCACAAUGGCCACCGUGAUCGGUGUGUUUGCGGGCGGUCUCGUUGGCUUCAUUAUCAAGAACAGCACCGGCGAGUGGACAAAGCGUGAGAUAAUGUAUAUAUCAUUUCCGGGCGAGAUAUUUUUGCGCAUGCUCAAGUGUCUCAUAGUGCCCUUGCUGGUAUCAUCCAUAACAAGUGCUAUUGGUGGACUGGAUCUGAGCAUGUCCAGCAAAAUAGCGACGAGAGCCAUCACAUACUACUUUGUCACGACCAUUUCGGCAGUUAUUUUGGGCAUCUGUUUAGUCACAACCAUAAGGCCCGGCCAGGGUGCCAAAAUUGUGGAAACUCGCACGGAGACCAUUGAUAAGGCAUCAAAAGUGUUGACGCCAGAUACAUUAAUGGAUUUAGUGAGAAAUAUGUUCACCGACAACAUCAUACAGUCGACCAUGUUUCAGCACCGCACGGAGAUAUUUGAAAACACCAGUAUUUCUCCAGCACAGCCCAUGGAGAAUUGGGAGUUUAAGUCUGCACAGCGAGAGGGUUCCAAUGUGCUGGGUCUGGUCAUGUUCAGCGUAAUUCUGGGCACAACAAUUGGUCGAAUGCGGGAGAAGGGUCAGCUGCUGCAGGACUUCUUUACAACACUCAGUGAGGCAAUGAUGACCAUAACAUCAUGGGUAAUUUGGAUAUCCCCGCUGGGCGUUGCCUUUUUGAUAGCCGCCAAGAUCAUUGAGAUGGAGUCCAUAGCCGCAACAAUACAAUCUUUGGGCUGGUAUUUCAUAACGGUCAUGAUAGGUCUCUUCCUUCACGGCUUUGGCACAAUUGCGGUAAUAUUCUUUUUGGGCACGCGUCGUAUGCCAUAUCGCUUCAUAGCCAAACUGAGUCAGGUGUUGGCCACUGCCUUUGGCACCGGCUCCAGUUCGGCCACGAUGCCGUUAACCAUCAAAUGCCUGGACAACAUGGGCAUCGAUCCACGAGUCACACGCUUUGUCAUACCAGUGGGCGCCACGAUCAACAUGGACGGCACCGCCCUAUAUGAGGCCGUUGCUGCUCUCUUCAUUGCCCAGUAUCGUGAGAUGAGCUACUCGUUCGGCACCAUUGUGGCGGUGAGCAUAACGGCGACGGCGGCUUCAAUUGGUGCAGCGGGCAUACCGCAGGCGGGUCUGGUUACAAUGGUCAUGGUACUGGACACGGUUGGCCUGGAGCCCAAGGAUGUCUCACUGAUCAUCGCUGUCGAUUGGCUGCUGGAUCGAUUCCGGACCACCAUCAACGUCAUGUGUGACGCACUGGGCACUAUUCUGGUUAAUCAUCUGUCCAAGAACGAUUUGGCAAGCGUAGAUCGUCUAAACGCCGAGCCCCAUGAGCUGCUCGAGCUUGGCCCGAAUGGACAUGAGAUGAAAGAAUGAAGGCAGUCUUCGCUUGGCGCCUAUAACCGCAAGCGAUGAGUGAUGGAGGACGAGCAGGAGCACGAUGACGAGAAUCGAGUGGAGAAUGAUUUUGGGGUUUCUCGUUAUCGUAAGCUGGCCUCAUCAUUCGGUUUGCGGCUGAAAGCAGCCAAGACACAUUCAAUUUCAAGCAAUUUGGAACAGUUGUGAAAACUGUCAAUGGAGACGAGAAUUUAUUAAAUCGAUUGUCUUCAAUUGGACAUUCGACAAAAAUCAAGAAAGCUAAAAAGAAGAUUGGAUAUUAUUAUUUCAUUUAACAUAUUAAUUAUCAUACAUCAUGAUGUAAAUAAUUAUGAAUAUAAUUAAAUUGAAUUCAGUUCAAAUUGAUGUCACAUUUUCAUACUUAGUAUUAAAAACAAAGAAAACAUUGUUACAAACGCCUAAGAAACGCACAGAUAUCGUUCUAGCAAUUAUUCCAUAAUUAUCAAAUAGUCAAUUUCAACAGUUAAUAGCUAUUGUUACUGCACUCGUAACGAGCUUCACAAAAUAUAAUGAACAAAGGAAGAAAAUCCCAAACUAGAAAUUUGUAAAAAUAACGAAACGUUAUUAGCAAGUUUUGUGUUCAAAAUAACUAGAUUUAAAAAAUAAUUAAACAAGAAAAAAAUUUGAGUUAGUUUGCUAAAAUUUAAAAGUUGUAAUAAUAUAACAUACAAUUCCAAUGCCGUUAAAAGUUCUGGUUCAAAAUUGAGCUUUGUAAAUACUUAAUAGUUUAAGUAUAAUUAAAAAUUAUAUAAACGAAUUAAGAAACAAUUUCCAAUCAUCAAACAGCGAAUAUUCAAUGACAAUAAUAAGCUCUGCGAAAGCUCAAAAUAAAUGUCAACAAAGUUAUACGUAAAAAUAAAACAAAAAUAAUAAGUAGUAAUAUUAUUUAUUACAUGUUGUUAAUUAAAUUAAGUAAUCGCCUUUGAACAGAAAUGCAACGAAAUAAUUCGCCAAAAAUAGGAAUUUUCAUUAACAUCCAUUAGGCGAGACAAAACAUAUAAAAGCAUGGCAAAUUAAUUAAAUAUUACUUAUGUCUAAAUACAUAAGCCGUUUCUAGAUGUGUGUAGCCUAAAUGUUUACAAAUAAAUUUUUUGAAUCUGUA
Molecule: messenger RNA, 3061 nt
Organism: Drosophila grimshawi
Lineage: Eukaryota; Metazoa; Arthropoda; Insecta; Diptera; Drosophilidae
Gene: Eaat1
Product: excitatory amino acid transporter 1
Exons: 11
Coding region: 499-1938 (479 amino acids)
Biological process (GO): L-glutamate transmembrane transport
Cellular component (GO): plasma membrane
Molecular function (GO): L-glutamate transmembrane transporter activity; glutamate:sodium symporter activity; neutral L-amino acid transmembrane transporter activity
Source: RefSeq, a predicted model, not a curated record